Molecule: messenger RNA, 1473 nt
Organism: Amorphotheca resinae ATCC 22711
Lineage: Eukaryota; Fungi; Ascomycota; Leotiomycetes; Helotiales; Amorphothecaceae
Exons: 3
Coding region: 1-1473 (490 amino acids)
Biological process (GO): dephosphorylation
Molecular function (GO): phosphatase activity
Source: RefSeq, a predicted model, not a curated record
AUGGCCGCCCUGGCGGCUUCUCUUGCACGUCAUGGCAAGGCAGCUUCGACAGUCGACAUCAGCUGGUAUCCACCGAAUGCCACAGUUAUCAAUGACUUAUCUCAGGUCAUUGGAGGUUCAGGUGUUUACGGGUUCAUCUACAACAGCUCUACGACUCCCCCCAACGAAUAUGGAACCUACAAUUGGUGCAACAUGCCGCAUGUGCGUGCGACUGAAUACAAACGUCCAUCGCCUGAAUACCAGUUGCAGUACGUAGAAGUGAUCCACAGACAUCAUAAACGAACCGUAUACGCAUCAAACUCCUUCCCUGUCGAAUCAUACGGUUGGAACUGCGACGACGAGGGUCUCUUUUACUAUGGGCAGCCAAAAUCCGGGAAGAAGUCUGCAAACGCAUACUGGCAAGGAUAUAUAUCCCCCACGAACCCCUUCGUGCCAUCUGGCUUUUUGGGAACUUGUCAGUUUCCGCAAAUCACUGCAGAUGGGUUGGACGAUUCUUGGCAGCAUGGCAAGGAUUUGUACCACGUAUAUCAUGAUAUACUGCGGUUCUUGCCAGACAAUGUCGACGAUAAAAUUACAUUCCGAGUAACCCAGAAUGUUAUCACCAGCGAAGUCGCAGGUAUGGUUAUCAAUGGGAUGUUGGGCACAGAAGCAGACUACCCCCUCUUGGUGGAGGCCAGCGGAAUUGACUCCUUAGAACCAACAUAUACUUGCCCUGUGUCCUCCAACCUAUUCUCCGCUAUUGAAUCUGGGGCCAAUUGGACGAGUCACCUGUCGGCUGCAGCACCUCUUUAUGCCACCCUUGACAAUAUUUCUGGUGUCUCGCCCACUGACCCUGGCUUUCAUGCCAGCUUCGACCAUUACUACGACAACCUUUCGGCACGUCAAUGCCACGCAAAGCCUCUUCCAUGCAAACUUGUCAACGGGGUGAACUCGACGACGUGUGUUACUCAAGAUGAGGCUGAUGAAGUCUAUCGACUGGGCAAUUACGAGUACUCUUAUAUGUACCGUGACGAUCCGAGGAGUUUGGCUGCAAGUGCAACAAGCUAUGGCGUAUGGAUCGGGGAGCUCACCACUCACAUCCGGGAUUUUAUCAGUGGAAAUAGCAGCGUGAUUUACAGACACAACGUUGCACACGACGGGUCCAUAUCGAGACUGCUUUCUGUGUUGCAGAUAGAUGUAAUGGUUUGGCCAGGAAUGGGCUCAGAAGUCGUUUUUGAACUUUAUAAGAAGGCUUCCACCCCGGUACCGCCAAUACCCCAUUCCUCGGCAAGACCAUCCCCAACUUUCCCCACGAGUUCAAGUGGCUACUACCUCCGUGUUUUGUGGGGUGGCCAAGUCAUGCGAAGCUCCAACCCAAGUUUGGGCCUGAUGGAUAUGGUACCAUUAGAGACCGUGCUUGCAUAUUUUGAUGGAUUGGUCGGAGCGAGAGCCAGUUUGGUUCAAGGCAAAUGUAAUGGAACUAUUCCCAUAUAG